UGUCUAGCUAGCACCUGUCCAUAUAACAGCAAAUCACCAUGUCUUACGCAGAUGUAGCGAAGAAGGGCCCUCACCAGAGUGCCGAAGAAGCCCGUGCUCCGGCCAUGCCCGAAGUCGAGCGCUCCGACGAAAGUGUCCACUCCCUCGUCGACGUCGACUCCCCCCACGUCUCCUCUGUCCCGUCAGACUUCGAGUCCCAGUCGAUAAAGACGGACACGCAGGCCGAACGCAUCGAGCUCGAGGAGCGCGCCAGGCAACAGGCCGCGAAGGAGAAGGAGGCCAAGGACAAGGCCAAGGAGAAGGCCAAGCGUGGCAGCGACAUAGCGAAGCAGAAUGCGAAGAAUCCCGUUAUAUUGGGCAAUGCUCUGACGUUGGGCAUUCUGGGAACCCUCCUCGGCAUUGGCGCGUACAGGAAGUAUGCUGCCAAUAAGUUGACGUGGAAGCUAGUAGGGACGUGGGCAGGUGUUGUGGGUCUGUUUGCCCUGGGGGACUACUAUGUCAGCCAGUGAGUUUGGUCCGGCUUUUCGCGAAGAUCCAUAAUGAGGCUAACAGAUGUCCGUAGAUACUUUUUCAAGAAGUACCCGGCGAAGAAGUAAACAUUGUGCAACCCUGACGCAGAGUCUCGUCGGAUUUCUCUUCACCAGGAUUUGCGGACGGGUCCGUUGGUCUGUCCAAAUGGAUUUCUCCCUAUCAUGGACUACGCAGUUCCCCCCUCCCUAUUUUCUG
Messenger RNA from Westerdykella ornata, 726 nucleotides. RefSeq lists its product as uncharacterized. NCBI's taxonomy places the organism in Eukaryota, Fungi, Ascomycota, Dothideomycetes, Pleosporales, Sporormiaceae. Gene Ontology annotation, molecular function: nascent polypeptide-associated complex binding. The transcript has 3 exons. Gene Ontology annotation, cellular component: mitochondrial outer membrane. The record is from RefSeq and is a predicted model, not a curated record. The coding region runs from base 39 to 509 and encodes 156 amino acids.